Symbiodinium pilosum is the source of this 396-nucleotide messenger RNA. The record is from the annotation of a GenBank genome assembly. Lineage: Eukaryota; Dinophyceae; Suessiales; Symbiodiniaceae.
GCGGCCUUGUGGACCAGCGCGGAGGGAGCAUGGCUGUACAAGCGAUGGGAUCCUCCAACAAAGUCCCUGGUGACGAUGGAGAAUCCUCCCCUUACAACCAAUGCCUUGCUUCAAAUACUGGAGGAACUGCUGCAAGAUGUCAGGACGACGGACGGACUUCGCAGGUUUCAUGCGUCGCGGCCUCUGACCCAGGAACUGGCAAAUCAGGCCAUGGACCAGGAGGUUUGCUUCAGUAUUCAAGUUGCUCUGCGCGGAGAGGCGGGGCAGAGGAUGUAUCAGAAUUUCAACAAGCUAUGCGACAAGAUGGUGUUGAAACUUCUGAAAAGCAGACUGCGCCCGGAAAGAAGCCAGCGCAACGGCCUGGCAAAAAUGGUGGAAGAGCUCCUAUAUGGGUAG